Molecule: messenger RNA, 10283 nt
Organism: Cervus elaphus (red deer)
Lineage: Eukaryota; Metazoa; Chordata; Mammalia; Artiodactyla; Cervidae
Gene: ASCC3
Product: activating signal cointegrator 1 complex subunit 3
Exons: 42
Coding region: 296-6901 (2201 amino acids)
Molecular function (GO): ATP binding; nucleic acid binding; ATP hydrolysis activity
Source: RefSeq, a predicted model, not a curated record
GCCCCCUCCCUGCCCGCCGGGUCUGUGGGUCUGUCCCGCGGCCGAGCCGUCUUCGUGGACCCUGCCCCCGGACUGGGACGGAUCCGGCUAGGCCGGCGUGGAGUGCGGACGAGGGCGCGGCGGGAAAGUUGCCCUCUGGCCUUCCCUGCCCUGCCCUCCGCCCCCCACCCGGCGUGGGAAGUAAAGAUCAAACCGAAAGGGAGGGAGGCAGGAGCUGGCGGAGUGAUGGGAAGCGCUUGAAGCGGGGCCGAGAGUUUCAAGUUUCUCGUUGUAUGGAUCACUGAUUGAAUAAUAGAUGGCUUUACCUCGACUCACAGGAGCCUUGCGCUCCUUUUCAAAUGUCACCAAGCAAGAUAAUUAUAAUGAAGAAGUGGCUGACUUACAGAUGAAGCGGUCUAAACUUCAUGAACAAAUUGUAGGCUUGGACCUGACAUGGAUGAAGAUUGUAAAAUUUUUGAAUGAAAAACUGGAGAAGAGUGAAAUGCAAAGAGUAAAUGAAGACUUAAAAGAUAUAUUACAGGCUGCAAAACAAAUAGUUGGAACAGAUAAUGGGAAAGAAGCCAUUGAAAGUGCAGCCGCGUUUCUCUUCAAGACAUUUCACUUGAAGGACUGUGUUGGUCACCAGGAGACAAAGGCUAUCAAACAGAUGUUUGGUCCCUUCCCAUCAUCAUCUGCCACUGCAGCUUGUGAUGCUACUAAUCGAAUUACUUCUUAUUUUUGUAAAGACAGUCUUACUGCUCUUGUCCAGAUGACAAGCGAUGAAUAUGGUGAUCGAGUUUUAUUUGGUAAAAAUUUAGCAUUUUCAUUUGACAUGCAUGAUUUGGACCACUUUGAUGAACUGCCAAUAAAUGGUGAAUCCCAGAAAACUAUAAGCUUGGAUUAUAAGAAGUUUCUGACCGACCACCUUCAGGAGCAUUCCACCCUGAACCGCAAGCCUGCAGAAAAAACAAACGACUCGUUUUUGUGGUGUGAAGUUGAAAAGUACUUAAAUGCAACUUUAAACGAAAUGGCUGAAGCAACAAGAAUAGAAGAUCUUUGCUGUACUUUAUAUGAUAUGCUUGCUUCUGUUAAAAGUGGUGAUGAACUUCAGGAUGAGCUGUUUGAGCUGCUGGGACCUGAUGGACUUGAACUUAUUGAGAAACUCCUCCAGAACAGAAUUACAAUUGUGGACAGAUUUCUUAAUUCUUCAAAUGAUCAUAAGUUGCAGGCUCUUCAAGACAAUUGCAAAAAAAUUUUAGGAGAAAAUGCUAAACCUAAUUACGGUUGUCAAGUCACUAUUCAGUCUGAACAAGAGAAGCAGUUAAUGAAACAGUAUCGCCGGGAAGAAAAAAGAAUUGCCAGACGAGAAAAAAAGGCCGGAGAAGAUGGAGAAACUGCAGAAGGACCCCUGUGCUUUGAUCCUAAGGAACUGCGGAUACACAGAGAGCAGGCACUCAUGAACGCUAGAAACGUUCCAAUUCUGAGCAGGCAGAGAGACACAGAUGUUGAAAAAAUACGUUAUCCCCAUGUUUAUGAUUCCCAGGCUGAAGCCAUGAGAACAUCAGCAUUCAUUGCUGGUGCAAAGAUGAUUUUACCAGAAGGAAUCCAAAGAGAGAACAACAAGAUAUAUGAAGAAGUAAAGAUUCCUUAUAGUGAACCAAUGCCAAUUGGCUUUGAGGAAAAACCAGUUUAUAUCCAAGACUUAGAUGAGAUUGGACAGCUGGCUUUUAAAGGAAUGAGGAGACUGAAUAGAAUCCAGUCAAUUGUGUUUGAGACUGCCUACAACACCAAUGAGAACAUGCUGAUUUGUGCCCCUACUGGAGCUGGAAAAACCAACAUUGCGAUGCUUACAGUUUUACAUGAAGUUCGCCAACAUUUUCAGCAAGGUGUUAUCAAAAAGAAUGAAUUUAAGAUUGUGUAUGUUGCUCCAAUGAAGGCCUUGGCAGCUGAAAUGACAAAUUACUUCAGCAAACGUCUGGAGCCACUGGGCAUUGUGGUGAAAGAACUGACUGGUGACAUGCAGUUGUCAAAAACUGAAAUUUUACGAACUCAGAUGCUUGUGACCACACCAGAAAAAUGGGAUGUAGUAACAAGAAAGAGUGUUGGAGAUGUAGCUCUUUCCCAAAUUGUAAAGCUCCUUAUUCUUGAUGAAGUCCAUUUACUGCAUGAAGACAGAGGACCAGUAUUAGAAAGCAUAGUGGCACGAACUUUACGGCAGGUUGAAUCCACGCAGAGUAUGAUAAGAAUUCUUGGACUGUCUGCUACCUUACCCAACUACCUCGACGUUGCUACAUUUUUACAUGUUAAUCCCUGCAUUGGACUUUUCUUCUUUGAUGGCCGUUUUCGACCUGUUCCUCUUGGACAGACAUUUCUAGGGGUUAAAAGUGCAAAUAAGGUGCAGCAGUUGAAUAACAUGGAUGAAGUAUGCUAUGAAAGUGUUUUGAAGCAAGUAAAGGCUGGACAUCAGGUGAUGGUGUUUGUACAUGCCCGAAAUGCCACUGUAAGAACAGCUAUGUCUCUAAUAGAGAGAGCCAAGAAUAAUGGCCAGAUUUCCUACUUUUUAACUACUCAAGGACCUGAUUAUGGACAUGCAGAAAAACAGGUGCAAAAGUCAAGAAAUAGACAAGUACGAGAAUUAUUUCCAGAUGGUUUUAGUAUUCAUCAUGCAGGCAUGCUCCGGCAGGACAGAAAUUUGGUUGAAAGCUUGUUUUCUAAUGGGCAUAUCAAAGUCCUAGUCUGCACGGCGACGUUAGCCUGGGGUGUCAAUCUUCCUGCUCAUGCUGUUAUUAUUAAGGGAACACAAAUAUAUGCUGCAAAAAGAGGCUCCUUUGUUGACCUUGGAAUUUUAGAUGUCAUGCAGAUAUUUGGUCGAGCCGGAAGACCACAAUUUGACAAAUUUGGAGAAGGAAUCAUCAUAACAACCCAUGAUAAACUCAGCCAUUACCUCUCUUUGCUCACUCAACAAAACCCAAUUGAGAGCCAGUUUCUAGAAAGCCUUGCAGAUCAUCUAAAUGCAGAGAUUGCUCUGGGAACGGUUACUAAUGUGGAAGAAGCAGUGAAGUGGAUAAGCUACACUUAUCUUUAUGUACGGAUGAGAGCAAAUCCAUUAGUAUAUGGCAUCAGCCACAAGGCUUAUCAGAUUGACCCAACAUUAGCAAAGCACCGAGAACAGUUGGUCAUUGAAGUUGGACGGAAACUAGACAAAGCUCGGAUGAUUCGUUUUGAGGAGCGAACUGGAUAUUUCUCCUCAACUGAUUUGGGUAGAACUGCUAGCCACUACUAUAUUAAGUACAACACUAUUGAGACCUUCAAUGAACUCUUUGAUGCUCACAAAACAGAAAGUGAUAUUUUUGCUAUAGUCUCCAAAGCUGAAGAAUUUGAUCAAAUCAAGGUCAGAGAAGAGGAAAUAGAGGAGUUAGAUACCUUAUUAAGCAAUUUCUGUGAACUCUCAGCUCCUGGAGGUGUAGAGAACAGUUAUGGGAAAAUAAACAUCCUGCUUCAAACUUACAUCAGCCGAGGGGAGGUGGACAAUUUCUCCCUCAUAUCAGAUUCUGCAUAUGUUGCACAGAAUGCAGCUAGAAUUGUCCGUGCUCUUUUUGAAAUUGCUUUGAGGAAACGCUGGCCUGCCAUGACCUACAAGCUCCUGAAUCUUAGUAAAGUCAUUGACAAGAGGCUUUGGGGUUGGACUAGCCCUUUGAGACAAUUUUCAGUCUUACCACCACACAUUCUAACAAGAUUAGAAGAAAAAAAUCUUACUGUGGAUAAGCUGAAAGACAUGAGGAAAGAUGAAAUAGGUCACAUUCUGCAUCAUGUGAAUAUUGGGCUCAAGGUCAAGCAAUGUGUUCAUCAGAUUCCUUCUGUAACGAUGGAAGCAUCCAUUCAGCCCAUCACACGGACUGUCCUCCGAGUGACGCUUAGCAUCUCUCCUGAUUUCUCUUGGAAUGAUCAGGUCCAUGGGACAGUAGGAGAACCCUGGUGGAUUUGGGUAGAAGAUCCUACAAAUGAUCAUAUUUAUCAUUCAGAGUAUUUCCUAGUUCUAAAAAAACAGGUCAUUAGUAAAGAAGCUCAACUACUGGUAUUUACAAUCCCUAUUUUUGAGCCUUUGCCUUCCCAAUACUACAUCCGAGCGGUGUCUGAUCGAUGGUUAGGAGCUGAGGCUGUAUGUAUUAUCAACUUUCAACAUCUGAUUCUACCAGAGAGACAUCCUCCCCAUACAGAAUUACUGGAUCUUCAGCCUUUACCUAUCACAGCUUUGGGCUGUGAAGCAUAUGAAGCCCUGUACAACUUCAGCCACUUUAACCCUGUGCAGACACAAAUAUUUCACACGCUGUAUCACACAGACUGUAAUGUCCUACUUGGAGCACCCACUGGAUCAGGAAAGACUGUUGCAGCUGAAUUAGCCAUUUUCAGAGUCUUCAACAAGUACCCUACUUCAAAGGCAGUAUAUAUUGCACCCUUAAAGGCCCUAGUACGUGAACGAAUGGAUGAUUGGAAAGUUAGAAUAGAAGAAAAACUUGGUAAAAAAGUUAUUGAACUGACAGGAGAUGUAACUCCUGAUAUGAAAUCCAUUGCCAAGGCUGACCUUAUCGUGACCACACCAGAGAAGUGGGAUGGAAUCAGCCGAAGCUGGCAAAAUAGGAACUAUGUAAAGCAAGUCACUAUUCUCAUCAUAGACGAGAUCCAUCUGCUGGGGGAGGAAAGAGGCCCUGUUCUAGAAGUCAUUGUAUCUCGAACGAAUUUCAUCUCAUCCCACACAGAAAAGCCUGUUAGGAUAGUUGGACUAUCCACUGCAUUAGCUAAUGCCAGAGACCUUGCUGACUGGCUCAAUAUUCGUCAGAUGGGCUUGUUCAACUUCCGACCAUCAGUACGCCCAGUUCCACUGGAAGUUCACAUUCAGGGUUUCCCAGGUCAACAUUACUGUCCUCGUAUGGCUAGUAUGAAUAAGCCUACAUUUCAGGCAAUUAGAAGCCAUUCUCCAGCCAAGCCUGUUUUGAUAUUUGUCUCAUCAAGACGUCAAACUCGUCUUACUGCUUUGGAAUUGAUAGCCUUUCUAGCUACUGAAGAAGAUCCAAAGCAGUGGUUGAAUAUGGAUGAAAGAGAAAUGGAGAAUAUCAUUGGAACAAUAAGAGAUUCCAACCUGAAGCUGACACUUGCUUUUGGAAUAGGAAUGCAUCAUGCUGGGUUGCAUGAAAGGGACCGAAAAACAGUAGAGGAACUAUUUGUAAAUUGUAAAAUUCAGGUUCUUAUUGCUACAAGUACAUUAGCCUGGGGUGUAAACUUUCCAGCUCAUUUAGUAAUUAUUAAGGGAACAGAAUAUUAUGAUGGAAAAACACGACGAUAUGUGGAUUUUCCUAUUACAGAUGUACUCCAGAUGAUGGGGCGUGCUGGGAGGCCUCAGUUUGAUGACCAAGGCAAAGCUGUAAUUCUGGUUCAUGACAUAAAGAAAGACUUUUACAAAAAGUUUCUUUAUGAACCUUUCCCAGUAGAAUCAAGUUUAUUAGGAGUGCUGUCUGACCAUUUAAAUGCAGAGAUUGCUGGUGGUACAAUAACAUCUAAGCAAGAUGCAAUGGAUUAUAUUACCUGGACUUACUUUUUCCGCCGUCUUAUCAUGAACCCCAGCUACUACAAUUUGAGUGAUGUGAGCCAUGAUUCUGUGAACAAGUUUCUGUCCAAUCUGGUUGAGAAGUCUCUGGUUGAGCUGGAACAUUCCUAUUGUAUUGAAAUUGGAGAGGAUAAUCGGAGUAUUGAGCCUCUGACGUAUGGCCGCAUUGCCUCUUAUUACUAUUUGAAGCACCAAACAGUUAAAAUGUUCAAGGAGCGUUUGAAACCUGAAUGUGGGACUGAAGAAUUGCUUUCAAUUCUAAGUGAUGCAGAAGAAUAUACUGAUUUGCCAGUAAGACACAAUGAAGAUCAUAUGAAUAGUGAACUGGCAAAAUGUCUUCCCUUGGAAUCGAAUCCUCACUCAUUUGACAGCCCUCACACCAAAGCACACCUCCUACUGCAGGCACAUCUCAGCCGGACCAUGCUGCCCUGCCCGGAUUAUGAUACUGAUACCAAGACAGUGUUGGACCAAGCUCUCCGAGUAUGCCAGGCGAUGCUGGACGUGGCUGCCCACCAGGGCUGGCUGGUGACCGUCCUGAACAUCACCAACCUGGUGCAAAUGGUGAUCCAGGGGCGGUGGUUGAAAGACUCCUCCCUCCUAACAAUACCACACAUAGAAAACCACCAUCUGCACAUUUUCAGGAAAUGGAGCCCAGGUGUGAAGGUUCCACGUGCUGGUUACCACGGGUCCAUUGAGUGCCUCCCGGAGCUGAUCCAUGUCUGUGCAGGGAAAGACCAUGUAUUCAGCUCCAUGAUAGAAAAAGAGCUACCAGCCCCAAAAAUGAAGCAGGCAUGGAAUUUCUUAUCUCAUUUGCCAGUGAUCGAUGUUGGCUUGAGUGUUAAAGGCUGGUGGGAUGACGCCGCAGAGGGACACGACGAGGUCUCCAUCACAACUCUGGCUUCAGACAAGCGCAGCGACAACAGAUGGGUCAGGUUGCAUGCUGAUCAAGAGUAUGUGCUUCAAGUCAGCCUGCAGAGAGUCAGCCUCGGGUUCCACAAGGGAAAGCAAGACAGCCAUGCAGUUACUCCUCGAUUUCCCAAAUCGAAGGAUGAAGGAUGGUUUUUGAUAUUAGGAGAAGUGGAUAAGAGAGAGCUUAUCGCUUUGAAAAGAGUGGGCUAUGUCCGAAGUCAUCACGUGGUCUCCAUCUCUUUUUAUACCCCUGAAGUACCCGGAAGGUAUAUCUACACACUGUAUCUCAUGAGCGACUGCUACCUGGGCCUGGACCAGCAGUACGACAUCCACCUCCACGUCACACCGGCCAGCAUCUCCGCACAGGCCGACGAGAUCUCUGAUGCCCUGACUGACCUCAGAGUGAAGUAACCCAACCCAGACCAUCCAUUUGAAAGAAGUGGUGGAGGAGCCUGGCUGUUCAGUCAUCUGGACAAAGUCGAAUUACCUGACGUUUGCCUCGGAGGAACCAACUUCCAACCUCAAGAUGCAGCAGAAAUUGGCAAUGGCUGCAGCUCUGAUUCCAGCAACACAAGUCAGCUGCGGGGUGGGAGGGGUGCUUUUCACAAAUGUUGCCUUUUUUUAAGUGUUGACUUCAUGGAUCACCAGAUAUGUAAAGUGACUACGCCCAUAGGAGGAUCUUUUAGUUUGUGUAUAUUGAGAUGCUAUUUAGGAAUUAUCAAAUUUUACAUUUUACAGUGUACUGUUUACAAGAACAUCGGCUUCUCUUUUUUUAAGGAAAACUACACAGGGGACUGACAGUGUUCAGAUUUGUUAGAAGAGAUUUCUAACCAGAUUUCUGUACAGUGACACACAGUGCCUGUUGUGUUGCAAAAUUUAUACUUUGAUCACAUAUAGAAGUAAUUUCAAGAAUUUCUUAUAAAUGUUAAUAAUAUAUGAUGUAAAAUUACAUUAUAGAGCCCAAUGAUGAUUUAAAGGAAAGCAGAAUAUACUGGUCUUAAAAUGUAGAUACUGUAACUGGUGGAAAUAAAAUAUUUAGAAUGCCACUUCAAGACAGCCUGACUCACCCCCUCUGCCUCCUUCCAUCACAGCCCCUCUGACUUAUUUCCUUCUCUGUCGAGACGUCACUUCCAUUCUCUUUCUGAUAGUUUAUUUAUACAAGGAGAGACAUACAGUCUCAUUCACACAGACCUCAUAGUUCAAGUCUUUGUCUUUAUGCUCUUCAGGAUGGGCCUGAGGCAAACCUAGAAAAUGUUCAACCCCUGUAGGUAGGUUUUCACCUUUGAUAAAGGACAUUUCUCUCUACCCAAACAAUUUCUGUCUUGAAAGAUACUAUUUCCCAACUAAAAAGUUGUUGGAUUAAAAUGUCCAUAUAACAUACAUUUUCUAGUGAAAUGAUAUUCUACCUUUGCAAAAUAAUUUCAGUUGUUCCUGGUCCUGCAGUGAUUUGGGGGGUUGGCAGGGGGGAGAUGACACUGUGUCACAUGUGGGAUCUUAGUUCCCUGGCCAGGGAUUGAACCCACAUCCCCUGCAUUUGAAGCACAGAGUCUUAACCACUGGACCACCAGGGAAAUCCCUGUGAUGAAUUAAUUAUUUUAAAAUAUUUUCAAUGUAACCACCGCAAGUACUGGAAUUUAAAACUUUUUCUGAAACUGAAAAAUGUGUACCUCCCUUUCCAUACCGAAAAAAAAAAAAAGCCGGGGGUGGGGGGUAUGUGGCGGUAGAAGCAGGCAUUCACUUCCCCACAUUAAAUCUAAGCAACUGAUACGAACAUACCAAGUGCUAUGGGCAUGAGGUGAACAAUGGGCUCUAGUCUCAGGAGUUUACUUCAUAUAAAGAGAUCUUUCUACCUUUCGUUUGGCAGUUUAUUUCCUACUUGCAAUUCAUACCUAAGCUCUGUUGAAGUGAAAUUAAAAGAAAGUGAAAAUUAUAUAGAGACAGAUGAUUAGCAGUUCAUACAAGAACCUGAAAAGAACUCAUUGUCUUCAUGUUUAUCAGCAUCAUUCUUUUUUUUCAAUGAGAGCUGGCUACUUUGGGGAAGUAGGAAGUCCACUGGAUAUGUGGCAGAGAACAUAGGAGCAAUAGGAAAGAAUGUCAUGUCCAUUAAGAGAAAACACAUGACUAAUUAAUUUUAACAUUGAAAGUGAUGAGUUCACAAUAAGCUAAGAAGACACUAGUAAGACAAGGUGUGCUUAGAUGGAAAAGUUCAUCUUAUUCCAAUGAGUGACCAAUGCUAUUUGUCUAUAGCUUUAUCCUCACUCAUUACUCAACCAAAAUUUUAGAGUUAAGUGUGCACUAUCAUAUAGGACAUGUGCUAACCAUUAGAUUAAUUCCAUAUUUCAUUUUUAAUUCCAUAUUUCAUGUUAUAUUCCCUUGGAUUUUAUCGACUCCAAAUAGUAAUGGAAGUGCCAGUCAGAUAUUCAGUCUAGGUAUGACGUUGAGUACUCUGAAAUCUACAUGAAUCAGAAACGUGUCCUCAGACAGGUGGCCUGGUGAUGAAAAGAUAGGUAUUAUCGAUGACUGUAAAAAGGAAGUCACUGCAGUGGUGAAAUAUUUGGAAAAGCCAUGAAGGGACAUUUAGGCUGAGUCUUGAAGGAGAUUUAUGAAGAUGGUCAGAGAUGACAGAGAAGACCCCUCCAGAUAGACCAGCAUUAACAAAGGCUCUGAGAUAGCCUGGGAUGUCCAGUUGGUCUGCAUUUUCAGAGAUGAGAAAGGGGCUGAGCCUACAAAAAUGACAAGGUUGUGAAUACUUACCUUGAAUUACAGGGUAAGAGUUGCAAAGCUUAUAUAAGUGAGCGUAAUGGAAUUCCUUGAGAAGGCACCAGAAAAGAUGAGAAGGAAUUCUGAGACUAGGACAGAGAACCAGUCGAAUUGGAGGGUGUGCCCCCAUACCUGUGGAUGCAUGCCAACAAAAUUGAGACUUGCCUCAGAUUCUGACGUGACUAGUAGCUUAUAAAACUACUCAUUCGGUAGCCUUGGAAAACUACACAUCACUUCCCAAGCACACUCUUCACAGCUUCCUCCAGUUGCUUACACCAAUACCUGGGGGUCAGUCCUCGAGUCCCCCUCUUGCUCACUCCCUGCUACUCCGUGAAUGUCCUGUGGACCGCGGCUGCUGCUGCUCCCUCAGCCUGGCUCUCUCCCCAGACACCCACAGGCCUAACCGUCACCCACCCGAGCUCACCUAGCCCAUCACCCUUUCCUGUUUUUUCUUAUCACCACUAAUAAAAAUUAUUUGUUUAUUAGUCUCUCCAACUACGUUUCCUGAUUAAGCUUCAGGAAGCGUUCUUUAUCACUUUCGUUCAGGGCACAUUACCAGGACCUACAACAUCACCUGGCACAUGGUCACAGCCUGAUAAAUCCUUGCUGAGAGACUUCCAUGGUGGUGUAGUGGCUAAGACUCUGGGCUCCCAAUGCAGAGGACCGGGGUUCAACCCCUAAUCAGGGAACUAGAGCCCAGGUGCCACAGCUAAGACCCAAUGCAGUCAAAAAAUAUAAAAAAAUAUUCUUGCUGAAUGUCUAAAUGAAUAGAGACAACCAUGGAUUUUAAAAUACCACGCACCUAGUUCACUUCACACCUCCUCUUCUAGAGAUGGCAAAUACUGUCAGACUCAACCAAGAACACGGACUUGCCUGAUCAUCCUGUCACCUGCCAACAAAGGAGAAGCGUCCUGAAAACUGAUUGAUAGCUUUAUUAUGAUGAAGAUUCUGGAAUAUUUUUAUAUACCAGUUGAUCUUGGGUAUUACAAGUAUGUGAAAACUUCAAAUCAUCAUAAAACCUUUUUAGCCUGAA